CACGGGGGGGCAGCAGCCCACCCAUCGACAAUUACAAAUAUCUGGAAGGAAAAAUCCAUCCGGCCCAAAUGGUUUUGAUGUGAAUGGUUGUUUGUCUAUUAUGUGCCCUGCUAUUGGCUGGCGACCAGUCCAGGGUCUCUCACGCCUCAGCUCAGAUCGGCCCCGUAAUAAGGAUGGAGAGAGAACUGCACUGAAUCCGAACCGCUUCUCCUCACGCGGGUCGCAGGCAUGCUGGCGCCUAACCCGGCAGCCUCUGGGCGAGAGGCGGGGUCCACCCCGAACCGGUCGCCGGCCAAUCGCAGGGCACAUGGAAACAACACAUUCACACCUACGGGCAAUUUAGAGUCUUCAGUGAACCUACCGUGCAUGUUUUGGGGAUGUGGGAGGAAAGCGGAGUACCCGGAGAAAAGCCACGCAGGCACGGGGGAGUCCGGGAUUUGAACCCGCAACCAGCUGCGCCAGCUACGAAGAUCAACAUUUCCCGAUAUGAAUGCAGUCUCAAGCAAAUGCCAGCAUAGCAAUACAUUUUGCAAAGCAUGACAAUCCCAUACUACGAGGUGUCAGUCAAAUUGGAUUGUACCUAAUGCUUUGGCCAGUGCGUGUAUGUUUUAUUUCUAAAUAAGGGCUACCGCAGCAAUGCAUUAAGGUCUUACAAGAAGAGCUUUAAGAAGUAGAGUAGAAGUCAAGGCAAAGAUCUCCACCGCGCCGCUGAUGGUUCUGUGUGGCAGGAAUUCCAUCAAUUGAAGAAAAGAACAAAAAAUGCACCUAUCCAACCUGCUGCACCGGUUGACCCGUUUUGGGCCACUGUGCCUCCUUUUCUUUGCUGGGCUUUCCUCCUCCGAACCAGCAUGAACGCGAUGCGGUGAAUUCACGUUGUGUCCUGAACCCUGACCUUAACUGAGGCAAGGGAGGCCCGCAGUUCUUUCCAAGUUGUCCUGAGCUCCUACAAAUAUUCGAAUUAGAAUACCAAUACCCUUUCACGGCACUUUAUGUACAGAGUGGGUGCGCCAAAGUGGAACUUGCGUGGGUCCAAUUGAAUUAGUGUGUUUACCUUUUGUUCUACUUUUCCACUCCGGCGUAUUUAAAGAUGCGCUCAACAGAACUCGUGUCCGUUCUGCGACUGUUAUAUGUUGACGCCAUUCGCUGUGAAAAUCAACGGUAGGCUGAGCGCAAGCGCAUCCGCGCUACGUGGGAAGCGUCCACAAGCAGACGCGAACGGUGCCGCUUUCAACGGGUGUCCCGCGCCGGCCGGGGCGACCCGCCGUCGGUUCACGAUGCCGGCUCUUUGAUCUGCUGCCGCGCUCCUCAGCUUUGAUACGCCAGCGUCGGGCUUGAAAGGCCCCGAAAGAAGCCGCGCGCACAUGCACGUGGCUGUUUCUCAUUAGCGGCCAAACAUGAUGAGCAACCGGGCUCUGAUCCUGAAAAUGAGCUGCUCCUCGAGGCAAGUGUGCUGGCCACCUCCUUUCACAGGCUCUCCUCCAAAAUAGGAUUUCAAACCUUAUUGCACCUCUUUAUCGUCCCUUUUUUUUUCUCUCUUCGUUAAUGCAAACGGACUAAUCUUUCAUUCGUUCAUCUUCCGUUCCGCUUCUCCUCACUAGGGUCGCGGGCGUACUGGAGCCCAGCAAUCUUCGGGGCGAGACGCGGGGUACACCCUGAACUGGUCGCCAGCCAAUCGCUAAUCUUUUCAGGUGCUAAUGGGGUACAAAUGGCUCGAGUGUCACCUGGUGUACAAUAGAGCGAAAUGAAUGGAUAUUUCCAUAACUUUGCCAUUUCACUUUAGCAACUAUUUGACUGUAAUUGCUUGAGCGUUUUCUUUUACAAACCGGAGUAAAGCCCUUGGAUAACGAGAAUGACCAAACAAAAAAGUCAGGCAAAGCUAACUAAAAGAGCUGCAAUUUAUUUGGGGCAGAGACACUUGAAAUGGUUAACAUCUGUUCGAAUGUGAUUGGUUCAUUCUGAAGACAACGACAUCACGGCUAUGAGGGUGUGCACACUUGUGCAACCAAAUUCCAUUUGCUUCUGUAUGCUGGAUGACACCGCAUAAAGAAGUACUGGCGAGCUCGCUGCCUCGUUAGCUUUCUAGCCAGUUAGCUCACAAGCUAGCGCACGAAAUGAACAGUUCCCUUGAAUUGUGGGGGCGCGGCUGUGGCGAGCUGGACGGGCCCCAACGCCGUGUGGGCACCCGGCAGAGACGCCGCGCUCCAAAAACACCCGACGCAUCAGUGAAGAUGCAUUUUUUUACGGGAUGUUGACAUAGCUUAAUGGCUGACCGCAUGCUGUGGUGGUACAAAUAGUCAAGUUAUUAUCAAUCGGGAAUAGCCGCUGCAGGCGGAAUACAUACAAUACAGUGUGGGAGGGGCCCCCCCGGAAAAAAAAAAAUCGGUGCAACUGAGAUGUUGAAAAAGAGUUUAAUGCUACAUCACAACAAGUCAAUGCUAAAUUGUUCUCAGUCUUUGCACAUUUUCAGCACUUCAAACGGAUUGUAUUUGCAUAUUGUAGUUUCACUUUUAAAGUCCCAAAGAAGAAGAUUUUGCACUUUUGGUUUGCCGUGCCCAUUCGUUCAUUAAAAUUAGAAAUGAAUGUUUCGAUGUGACAUUUGCUGACCUUCACUUCCUUCCUUCGUUCCUUCAUUCAUUCAUCUUCCGUUCCGCUUCGCCUCACGCGGGUCGCGGGCGUACUGCAGCCUAUGCCAGCUGUCGUCGGGCGAGAGGCGGGGUACGCCCGAACUGGACGCCAGCCAUUCGCAGGGCACAUACAAACAAACAACCAUUUGCACUCACAUGCAAACUCCACACAGGCGGGGCAGGGAUUUGAACCCCCGAUCCUCAGAACUGUGAGGCGGAUGUGCUAACCAGUCUUCCAGCGUUCCUAUGCCAGCGUUUGUAGAAAAUGAACAGGUGAAGGCAAGCAAGCGCUCAUUACAGAAAUAUGCUAGACGGGUCCAACGAACCUGCCCGUGUGAUAAGAAGCUUACAUCGUCUGUAGCGGCAUUUUUGUGUCCAAGGAGCAAAGCUUCCCCUUUCUAUCAUUCUGUGGACGUGCAUAUCUCUGUAUGCUUGCAACUGGAAUGAAAGCAUCACUUUGUAUGAAUACAAAGCAGGAAUGAGUUUGACAGGCCACGGCACGGCGAGCAGUCCAAGAUUUGAGUCCACCUUUUGCCCAAAGGUCAGCCGGCUCCAGCUCGACGUGACCGUCAACGGGGCACACGCUUUAGAAAAGGAUGGAUGGAUGCCAGAGACGACGGAGAUGAUGACUUCAUCUCUGCCUAAUAGCCAUUGGCCUGACGUCUCCUUUUGAUGAGCUGCGACCCCCGGUUGUGGUUCCAAGGGCCCAAGCGUCGUAAAAGCUCUUUGGGUUCCCAGGGGAAAGAUCCGUGCUCAACUCUGGGCGGAGGCAAUGCACCGCCGGCACACCACGCUGAGGGAGAAGGGGCGUCGCCAGGCGGUCCGGGGCCCGGCGUACAUGUUCAAUGAGCGCGGUUCGGCUCUCACCGCGGAGGAGGAGCGUUUUCUGGAUGCGGCCGAGUACGGGAAUAUUCCCGUCGUGCGUAAAAUGCUGGAAGACUCCAAAACUCUCAACUUCAAUUGUGUGGACUACAUGGGCCAGAACGCGUUGCAGCUGGCCGUCGGAAACGAGCAUCUGGAGGUCACCGAGCUGCUCCUGAAGAAGGACGGCUUGGCUCGGAUCGGAGACGGCCUCCUCCUGGCUAUUUUCAAGGGUUACGUCCGCAUCGUGGAAGCCGUCCUGGGCCACCCUGCCUUCGGCGGGGGUCUGCGCCUGGCUUCGAGUCCCCCGGAGCAGGAGAUGCGUGAUGACGACUUCUACGCUUACGAUGAGGACGGAACGCGUUUCUCGCACGAUGUCACACCCGUCAUCCUGGCUGCUCACUGCCAAGAGUACGAGAUAGUCCAUAUCCUCUUGACCAAAGGGGCUCGCAUAGAGAGGCCUCACGACUACUUCUGCAAGUGCUCCGAGUGUGUGGAAAAACAGAAAAAGGACUCGUUCAGCCAUUCACGCUCCAGGAUGAAUGCGUACAAGGGCCUGGCCAGUGCGGCUUACCUGUCACUCAGCAGCGAAGAUCCAGUGUUGACCGCCCUGGAGCUCAGCAACGAGCUGGCCAGACUGGCCAACAUCGAGACGGAGUUCAAGAAUGACUACCGUAAGCUGUCAAUGCAGUGUAAAGACUUUGUGGUGGGGGUGUUGGACCUCUGUCGGAACACCGAGGAAGUGGAAGCCAUUGUGAACGGCGACGUCGACCUGUGCCCGCCGAGCCCCUACAACCGACCCUGCCUCAGCCGUGUCAAACUGGCCAUCAAGUAUGAAGUGAAGAAGUUUGUCGCCCAUCCGAACUGUCAACAGCAGCUACUGACUAUUUGGUAUGAGAACCUUCCUGGUCUCAGGCAGCAGUCGGUUGGCGUUAAAUGCUGGACCGUGCUGGGUGUCGCCGUUGGCCUGCCAUUCUUGGCUGUCGCCUACUGGAUCAUGCCAUGUAGCAAGCUGGGUCAGAUCCUGCGAAGCCCAUUCAUGAAGUUUGUGGCCCACGCGGUCUCCUUCACUAUCUUCUUGGGUCUACUGGUCGUCAACGCCUCCGACCGCUUCGAGGGCGUGAAGAACUUGCCCAACGAGACCAUCACGGACCACCCGCGGCAAGUGUUUCGCGUCAAGACCACUCAAUUCUCCUGGACCGAGAUGUUGAUCAUGAAGUGGGUGUUGGGUAUGAUUUGGUCCGAGUGCAAGGAGAUCUGGAGCGAUGGGCCCAGAGAGUACAUCAUGCACCUGUGGAACGUUCUGGACUUCGGCAUGCUCUCCAUCUUUGCGGCGUCCUUCACGGCACGUUUCAUGGCGUUCCUCAAGGCGUCGAAAGCCCAGCAAUACGUGGACAUGCAUGUGCCGGAUGAAGACCUCAGCAACGCCUCGCUGCCCGACGAGGUGGCCUACUUUACAUUCGCCAGGAACAAGUGGCGCCCGUCAGACCCUCAGAUCAUCUCCGAGGGUCUGUACGCCAUCGCGGUUGUGCUGAGCUUCUCGCGCAUCGCCUACAUCCUCCCGGCCAACGAGAGCUUCGGCCCGCUGCAGAUCUCGCUGGGACGCACGGUCAAAGACAUCUUCAAGUUCAUGGUCAUCUUCAUCAUGGUGUUCGUGGCCUUCAUGAUCGGCAUGUUCAACCUGUACUCGUACUACCUUGGAGCCAAGUACAAUCCGGCCUUCACCACCGUCGAGGAGAGUUUUAAGACUCUUUUCUGGUCCAUCUUCGGGCUGUCAGAAGUGAUCUCCGUGGUGCUGAAGUAUGACCACAAGUUCAUCGAGAACAUUGGUUACGUGCUGUACGGGGUCUACAACGUCACCAUGGUGGUUGUCCUUCUCAACAUGCUCAUUGCCAUGAUAAACAGCUCGUACCAGGAGAUCGAGGAGGACGCUGACGUGGAGUGGAAGUUUGCUCGCGCUAAGCUGUGGCUCUCCUACUUCGACGAGGGUCGCACUCUGCCCGCCCCCUUCAACCUGGUUCCCAGUCCGAAGUCCUUCUACUACCUGGUCCUGCGCGUCAGGUCGGGCCUUUUACGUCUCUGCAAGGUGGGCAGACAUCAGCGCAGGAAUGAGUUGGAGCUCGGUAUGCUCAACUCUCAGGCCAAGGGUGAACACUUCAGGUCCUACCCGCCCCUGGGAGAGGAGUUCCACAACUUAUCCCGAAAUUCUAGAAAACAUCCAACCAGAUACGAGAAGAUCAUGAAGCGACUCAUUAAGCGUUACGUGCUCAAGGCCCAAGUGGACCGAGAGAGCGAUGAAGUCAACGAAGGUGAGCUGAAGGAAAUCAAGCAGGACAUUUCCAGCCUGCGGUACGAGCUGCUGGAGGACAAGUCGGAGGCUGCCGGCGAGCUGUCGCUGCUGAUUCAGCAACUCGCCGAGAAAUUUGGCAAGAACACCACGAGGCACUGACGGGACGGGAAGGACGCUCGAAAAACUGGGCCUCGAUUGUCUAAAAGGCCGAGGACAAAUAAGAAGCGAGGGACGGGAAGCCGGAUGUUUAUGAGAGACACAAGGACAAAAGUGCAAAACAAAUUUGACUUUUAGUAUCAUUUCCUGUCUUCAAGCAAAAAAGUAAGAAAUGUUUGCAUUUCCAGGGCCAAGUCAACUCAGCUCGAUCGCGUUGACUUGACAGUGCCAUUCAGAUGAAAACAGAAGGUGCUCGAAGAAAAAAGAAGGAGAAAAAUGAACACAUCAAGCGACAGAAGAUUGAUCGAUGAAACAUGGAGGAAGAAGAAGAGGGAAGAAAUCGUGCGUUUUCUCAAGAGACUCCUUUUUACACCAGGCAGUCUAAAUAAUUCAUACUCUUCCCUCUUCUACAACGAGGGGAAAAGUGAUUAUCGAAGAAAUAUUCUUCGAUGGAUUGACUCAGUCGAAAAGAUUUCACAAUUAAAACAAAAAAAAAAGCAUGACCUUCCGCCACAAAGACGACUUGCUGCUUGAACACACAAGCACGCACGAUGUGGAGUGGAUCCAAAUCCAACGCUAACGUUAAGCAGGCUACACACAUUCGGACUUUUAAUAUCCAGACCCUACACAGGAGAAGGAAAAAAAACAAUGCACACCACAGGAUAAUCCAUAAUGAGCUCACAGACGUUCAAGAUCGGGCCUUGGAGGAGAUCGCAAAUGUUUUUUGACAUUGGCCCAAUUAGCAGGCCGAUUUUCUUUGUGUUAAGUUGCAGCCACGCAGACUUCCACCAUGGCGGUUAAUUAUUCUACUCGGCGCAACACUGGCACAGGAACAGAAACACUCAGAAUCUUCCCCUUGGGAAAAAAAAACCACUCGAGCACUGCGCUGCAUGCACCUCGUUUCUUUCGUGCCAAAUUCACAACAAAUGUUAUCUCGACGCACGUUUUGUAUCUGUAACAGUUGCUCAUUUAUGCUAAACAAAACAAAACAAAUAGUCGAGUAAACAGAAUGUUUUCGAAGCAAAGCCUCAGCUGUAUAGAUGACAUUCAGAAUAUUUUCGGACCCAAUUUUAAAAUUCCAACUGCUCCCACAAUAUUUGCAGGAGCAAAUAUUCGACGUGCGAAUAUCACAUCUUGGUAACCGCAGUAUGCCCUUCUGUUGUUUAUGUUGAACUACAAAACUGCACUUACAGCAUCGUUGACGUCAACAUUUCCGUUGUAUUCAUGAUAAUAUUAUCUGUUUUUCAAGUCGACAAUGUAUAGCUUGAUACGCAACAUACAGUAUCUGAAAUGAGACAUUUGAGGUCUUCAUUUAUUGUCAAUCUGAUUAGAACUACUGUAGUCUUGUUCACAUUGGAUGUUCCAUGCGUAAUACAGUAUUUAGAUCUUAGGAUGGAAUAUUAUUGUUCAUAUUUCAUUAACGUUGAUGGCUAAGAUGCACAAGAGACACACACAAGUUGUUUGUGUUCAGCUUUUGAUCUUUAGACACACACACCAAGCAUAGCCAUUCAUUUCCACAGCUAGGAGAAUAUAUAGGCUGAAAUACUGUAUUUUUUCAUAUUGUUGAAAUUAAACCUUACAGUAUAUUGCCAUAUGUUUUGGUCCUUGAAAUAAACGGUCAGCUCGGAAUUGCUUGGUCCGCCACUGUCUUCAUGUUGAAUCAAUUGCAGUUUGCAGUUUGUUUAUUUCAUGUCAUUUUCAGAGCAGAAAUCUUUUCUAAGCAUACAAAUUCACAAUGACGUGUUUAACCGUGCAACGCACGCUGGCUGCUGGUGUUGGCAGAAUUCGCCUGGAACUGCUUGCAGUUGUUGUGCCAAGCAGCAGCUUUGGGGUGUGGACCGGUCGCAGGUUCUGGUCGUCGUGCGGAAGGGACGUUCU
This is a messenger RNA of Phyllopteryx taeniolatus (common seadragon), 7809 nucleotides long. Its product is annotated as short transient receptor potential channel 7-like. Bases 3397 to 5934 code for a protein of 845 amino acids. Lineage: Eukaryota; Metazoa; Chordata; Actinopteri; Syngnathiformes; Syngnathidae. Gene Ontology annotation, cellular component: cation channel complex; membrane. Gene Ontology annotation, biological process: calcium ion transmembrane transport; regulation of cytosolic calcium ion concentration; manganese ion transport. The record is from RefSeq and is a predicted model, not a curated record. Gene Ontology annotation, molecular function: inositol 1,4,5 trisphosphate binding; protein binding; store-operated calcium channel activity. The transcript has 12 exons.